AUGAGAAUUUAUACAUUAUACUUGCUAGCAAUAAUCGUUGUUUAGAAUUCAAUAUCCUGGCGCAUACUAAAUUUACCAUCAAUUAAUCCAUUUACUAUUUAAUCAAUAGAAAAUGAGAUGGAUUCCGAUAUUAAUUGUGCUGGAUUCGGAGUUUGGAGUAGAUAUGUGCCACUUAGUAAUGUUGUAUAAAUCGGAGAGAUAGGAAUACUUGAUAGUAGUUGUUUUCAUUUGUUUCGAAUUUAGGAUAAGACAAAUAGUUAAGUAUAUUUUCUGUAAUACGAAUGUGUCAAUUUUGAAUAAAAAACAAUCAAAAAAUAUUUUUAAUUUUUAGGUAGUGAUGGCAGUGAUUUUAUUGAGGAAAUCCAAAUUAAUGAAGAAUCAUAUGAAUAUGUCUGGAAUUUUUAAGGAUUUAUUACAAUUCCUUCAUAAAAACAAGUCACUAUAUAUUAUUAUGAACAAGUUACUUAGAUUUUUUCAAAAUAACUCUAAAUUGAUUACCCUUUUGAAGGAAUUAAUUCUAAUUUAAUUAUAGGAGGAGAUUUCAAAGUAAGCUAGAAUUCACCACUUUAUAAUCUUGAAAAUAGUUUACUUUCGUACUUUCCAGGAAAUUUGGAUUACCUUCUUGAUUGUUUGUUAAAUAAUCCUGACUAUUUCUUAGAAAUAAUUUAAUCAAAUGAAGAAAAUUUCUGUUGGUGUCAAUAAAGUGCAAAAACUGAUAUAGAUGAUGUAAUAAUACAAAAAUAAGAUUUAUUUUAAUUUGUAUCCCAAUAAACUAAUUGUUAAUAGUUUUUAUUAUCAAGUUGGAUAAAAAUUAAAGAAAUUAAUUCAUACUAAGAUGAAUUUGAUUUUUAAUUGUUUAAAUUAUCGGGUAAUUUUUAAAAUCCACAACUGGUUUAAGAAAAUCUAAGUCCAUUUCAGUUAUUUUACAAAAUCUCAAAUUUAGGAAAUUAAAUCAUUUUUAAAACAUAUAGUUAUACAUUCCCAAAUCUAAACAUUGAUUUUUCAAAUAAUCCCUUUCUAAAGACUGAAGUAUUCAACAUAGAUUGUGAUAUCUAAAUAUGGCAUUAUAUCUAAGUAGAAAAAACAGACACUUCUAUUUCGAUUUCAAUAACAUUUUAUUAAGGCUAUGAUUAAAUACAACAUAUUAUGAAUUUAGAAGUAAAACAAUUUAAUAUGGUUUAAUUAAAAUUGCUUUAUGGAAAUAUUUUAUAAUCUAAAUCCUAAUAUUUAAAUAUCUCAAUAAUAGGUUUAUAGUUACUAAACUGUCCAGAUAGCAAUUAACCAAUUAUAAAUUGCCAUCCUACUUGUAAGGAAUGUGAUGGUCCAACUAAAGUAGAUUGUCUAUCAUGUUUUGAAUCAUCAAAUAGAAUAUAUUUACCUGAUUUUAAAGAAUGUAUUUGUGGAUAUGGAACUAUUGAUUAGAACGAUGAAUGUAUUUAUUAUUAAACUUUAAAUUUUAAUAUAAUUUAAGAAAAGCCGUUGAAAGAAGAAUGUCUAUAUGGGUAUUUUGAAUUAAAUGAUGAUUGCUUUUAAUGGUAUUGAUAAAUUAUAUAACAAGCCCAUCAAUAAUCAACAACAAUGUCAUAACAUGUUUGGAAUGUGUAUAAGAUCCUAAACAAUGGAUUCAAACUUUUUUUUGUGAAACAAUAUUACUCACAGAUAAGAAUGGAAACAUUACAAAAUACUUGACAAAUUAAAAUUUGUAAUAUAUUUUAAUAGGAGAUGAUAUAUAAUACUGUCCUAAUUGCAAUUUAAAAUAUCCAUCAUUUGAUUAAAUUGAUCAAGUUGAAUCGAUAUUUAAAUUUAAAAGAUUUUGCCAAUCAUUAGAGAAUGAUUGUUAUUCAUGCUCAGAAGAAUGUUUAAAAUGCUAACUCUAAGGAAUAAAUUUAUAUUGUUAAUAUUUAGAAUCAACAUAUACUUUAUUUUAAUUUAAUUUCUAUGAAUAAAGGUGUGAACCUCCUAGUUUUAUAGAUUUUUAAAAAAAAUGUAUAACCUGUCAAAUACAGCAUUGUUUAUAUUGUUUUAAUUAUUUCGCAAAUGAUCCUACAAAAACUACUUUGGGAUUUUAUCAAAUUUACUCUCUAAUCGAUGAAGAGAUCAAAGUAGGUUGUGCUUAAUGUACUGAAGGAUUCAUUUUUGACUUCCAAAUAGGAUAAUGCAUUUAUUAGAAACCUUAAUAAUAAAAUUGUUUAAGAUCCUAUAUUAAUUUGGAUGAUAAAGAAAUUUGCACAUUGUCUGCAAUUAAUGAUUUUAGUUUUGCUUUCGAAAUAAUCAAUUGUCAAAUAUAUAUUUUAAAUUGUUUAUAAUGCAUCCAAACUCUAUAAUAAACACUAAAAUGUUUAAUCUGUGAUGAUGGUUAUUUAGUAUCAUCCAAAACAGGAAUUUGUAUAAAAUGCCCUAUUGUAACUGCAAAAUAAUGUUUUGAAGAGAAUUCUUUAGAACCUUGGAAAUGGUUAGUUCAAGGUUUUAUAAUUCAAUUCUUACCUAAUAGACCUAUUUUUACUGGUUUUGUAUAUAGACCAAAGUUAUCAAUAACUUAAUGCAUACAAGAAUAUGAAAUAAUAGGCAAUUCAUGCCAAAAAUACUGCGAUAAAACUUGUUCUGUUUGUGAACCUGAUAAUAUUAAAAAAUAGUUUUUUUGUUCUAAGUGUAAAUUAAAUUACUUCAAAGAGCCUAAGAGAGUAUAAGCCGAUGGAAAAUGUAUUAGUUGUCCUUCCUUAUGUCAAGUUUGUUAAGAGAGACCUAAAGAAGAAAUAAAUGUAAAAUAUUAUAAAUAAAAAAGACAAUAAAUCCAUAUUUUCUGAUAACACCUGAUAAUUUGAUUUUUACUUCAAGAUGCAUUUAGAAAAUCCCUUCUUAGUAAGUUCAAAUUGACCCAAAACUAAAAAUUGCAUAAUUUUGUUAUUAAAAUAGUUGCAACAACAAUUUAGAAUUUAAUUAUGUAUUUUUAAUAUUAUAAUUAGGGCGAUUUUUAUUGCAAUCGCAUGGAUGUCAUCCAAACUGAUUUAGAUCAAUAUUAUAAUUAUCAAUAUUUCAAUGAAAUAGGAGUUAAAUAAUGGACAUUAUCACUUCAAUUAUAGGAAGAUUGUGUAAUAUACAAUUCUGAAUAGUUUAUAGACAAUACUGUUAAAGAAAACAUAUUUUCAAUGUAAUUAACAAGAUUAAAAAUUCAGGGCACAUCAAAUCCUAUCUAAUUGAGAACAGAAAAAUUUUAAUUGUCACUAUUAAAAUUUGAUAAAAUUAUAUUAAAUCAUCUUAUAUUUGAUAUAGAAAGUGAGCUAGCUUUGAUAUUUUAUAAUAGGGGUUUACCUGUAGAUUUAAACUUACUUGAUAUGCAAUUUUAUUCAACCAGAAAUUCUCCAAUUUCAAUGUCCAUAUAAGGAAAGAAUGUCCUUAAUGUAAAUUUUUUAAAUAUCACAAUUUUUAAUAUAACUUUUGAUAAUUAAGUACUUUUUAAUAUUGUUUGUACAGAUUAGAGCGAUUACAUAAUAAUUAAUAAUUUUCACGUUAAGAAUUGUUUAUUUACAAAUUCUACUUUAUUUUAAUUUUAAAAUGCUAGAAGAAGAAUACAAAUAGAAAAUUUAAUUAUUGA
Messenger RNA from Paramecium pentaurelia, 3592 nucleotides. NCBI's taxonomy places the organism in Eukaryota, Ciliophora, Oligohymenophorea, Peniculida, Parameciidae. The record is from the annotation of a GenBank genome assembly.